Molecule: messenger RNA, 1077 nt
Organism: Colletotrichum karsti
Lineage: Eukaryota; Fungi; Ascomycota; Sordariomycetes; Glomerellales; Glomerellaceae
Exons: 1
Coding region: 1-1077 (358 amino acids)
Source: RefSeq, a predicted model, not a curated record
AUGGACGCCCCGACUUCUGCCCUCAACCUCGAGCAGUUUUCAUAUCGCGACGAGCGAGAUGGAUGGAUUUGCACCUCGAACAUGACGGAGGACCAGCAUGCUGCACUUCAGGCGUACCUUUUUCAGACGUACGACUUGAUUGCGAUCGGCUACCAACUCCCAUAUCUGGUGCUCAGAUGCUGUGGGCAACUCCCCGACGAGUCAACCCGUCCUUUCACAAUAGCGGGCGCCCUCGUCGUUUGGCUUUCCGCGGACGACCCAGAGCUCUACCCGCUUUUCGGAGACUUCUCCGAGGGAGAGUUCAUCACGAUCCCGGAGAACUUUUCAGAUCAAGUAGAGAGGUCGGGCCAUUUAACACAGGAAGUCUUGAACUACUUCGCAUUCACGCUUUUCCCCGACUGUAUUGCCAUCGCCGUAGUUCAUGGCUCAUUGGUCGUACAGUUACGCGAGACGGACAUGGAAGUCUAUAUCGAUCGUAUGCAGACACUCCCUCGCGGACUUCGCAAGGUUCCUCUCCAGUUGAGAUACUGCAAUGGAUUCUUGCCAAACUCCGAGAGAGCACAGCACCGGGUGAUCACACCCAGCCCCGCCAGUUUCACGGGGUUAGAUGUAGCACCCACGCUUGUUCACAGCUCGGAGUGCAAGGUCAUUGAAGAGUACAUGGUCGGAAACCAGCCACUGAUAGGUAUGGGACAUCAGUAUCUGAAGAAAACCCGCGACGGUAGCCGAUCAUCUUCGAAGAAUGAACCAACGGACUCGGAUGACCUGCCGCAAGACGGCCAGCAAUACAUGGAGCUGACCCAGGGGAUUUACCACGCCAGACCCGAACUCAUCAGGGGCGAGCCGCGCGUUCGCGAUCGUCUCUGCGGAAGCGCGAUCGUCAGGGCUAAAGCCUUCGGCGCAGACCGCAAGCUUGUCGACGUUGCGCACGAAGGCGGCGUCUGUGGAGUGAUGCAGCAUUGGGAAGUGCGGACUCAGGACGCGUCCUGCAUGGUGAAUGGCGUGGACUUUCUGCAUUAUGCGGAGGUUUUGGACCAGUACAUUGAAGAUGGUUCGACUGUGGAUGCGGCGAAAUGA